Molecule: messenger RNA, 557 nt
Organism: Amaranthus tricolor (Joseph's coat)
Lineage: Eukaryota; Viridiplantae; Streptophyta; Magnoliopsida; Caryophyllales; Amaranthaceae
Product: beta-galactosidase 16-like
Exons: 3
Coding region: 35-475 (146 amino acids)
Molecular function (GO): carbohydrate binding
Source: RefSeq, a predicted model, not a curated record
UAAUUUUCACCAAAUAUAAAAAAGUUAUAAAGCGAUGGCCAUGAACAAUCUCUAUUUUGCUUUUGUUAUUUGUUUUAGUUUGUGUACCUUUUCGGCUCUGGCACUAAAAAAAAAUGUAGUUUAUGAUGAUGAAAUCAAGAAUAAUAUUGGUGAAAUGAGUUCAAAAAUAAGUGUAAAUACCGGAGCAACAUUGUUUUGUGAAAGUGCAGCGGAUGGAAAUAUGUUACAAAUCUCAUGUCCACUAACGGGCAUGAACAUAUCUGGAAUUUCUUUUGCUUCUUAUGGUAAUCCAGAUGGUAAUUGUAAUACUACUCCCUCUAAAGGCGAUUGUGAUGCCUCCAAUACCCUUUCAAUUGUGGAAAAGGCAUGUCUUAGGAAGCCAAGUUGUGAGAUCAAUGCCUCAACAGCUACAUUUGGACCAACUACUUGCAAACAACCCAAUGUACUCAUAGUUAUUGGUGUAUGUUCUCACUAAGAUAGAAUUAGGAGAAUCAUAUACAACUCUUGAUUUUCAUGUCAAUUAUAGUUUGGUUGAGAUUUAAGUAUUAUUAAUAAAG